Messenger RNA from Suillus discolor, 466 nucleotides. RefSeq names its product histone-fold-containing protein. Lineage: Eukaryota; Fungi; Basidiomycota; Agaricomycetes; Boletales; Suillaceae. The transcript is spliced from 5 exons. The record is from RefSeq and is a predicted model, not a curated record. Gene Ontology annotation, cellular component: nucleosome. The coding region runs from base 85 to 396 and encodes 103 amino acids. Gene Ontology annotation, molecular function: DNA binding; protein heterodimerization activity; structural constituent of chromatin. Gene Ontology annotation, biological process: nucleosome assembly.
UAUUCACCCUCUUACCACUACCACCACCAAGUGCGAUCAUCUUCUAUUCAUCUAACACACCACGCACACAUACCAUAAACUAUAAUGUCUGGACGCGGCAAAGGUGGAAAGGGUCUCGGAAAGGGCGGUGCCAAGCGUCACCGCAAGAUUUUGCGUGACAACAUCCAGGGUAUUACCAAGCCUGCUAUUCGUCGUCUUGCCCGCCGUGGAGGUGUGAAACGUAUCUCGGGCCUCAUCUAUGAAGAGACUCGUGGUGUUUUGAAGAUCUUCCUUGAGAACGUUAUUCGUGACUCGGUUACAUACACUGAGCACGCCAAAAGGAAAACCGUGACGGCGCUUGAUGUUGUGUAUGCUCUUAAGCGCUCCGGUCGCACGCUCUACGGCUUUGGGGCAUAAGCCUUUUAUAUUUAUUCUUACUUGUGCAGUUUCGAUUUGUUGAGCAGGAGUUACCAGCUGGUGGUGAUCA